AUGGAAGGGUGGUGGUCCACUACAGGGGGAUUCCUCCUCUGCCUCAGUGUCAGCCUUCUGCUUCAAGGAAGGGCAAACACUUUCACCAUCAAUUGCUCAGGCUUUGACCAGCAGGGGGUAGACCCCACUGUCUUCCAGUCUGUAUUUAACAAGAAGGACUUCCGUCCAGUCACCAAUUUUAGCAUCCCUACUCGUAUCAACAUCUCUUUCACCUUGUCUGCCAUCCUGGAAGUGGAUGCACAACUUCAGCUGCUGACAUCAUUUCUGUGGUUAAAGUUGAGCUGGAAUCACCCGUUUAUCAGCUGGGACCCACAAGAAUGUGGUAAUAUCAAAAAACUCACCAUCACAGCUGAGAACCUGUGGCUCCCAGACAUCUUCAUCGUAGAAUCCAUGGAUGUGGAUCAGACCCCGGACGGCCUCUCUGCAUAUGUGUCUAAUGACGGUCGCGUUGUGUAUAACAAACCGAUGAGGGUGACCAGCAUCUGUAACCUGGACAUCUUCUACUUCCCAUUUGACCAGCAGAACUGCACCCUCACCUUUAGCUCUUUCCUCUAUACAGAGGAAAGCAUGUUGCUGGGCAUGGACAAGGAAGUGUGGGAGAUAAUGGAUAACUCACGUGACCUUGGCCGCACACAAGGAGAGUGGGAGCUCCUGGGCAUCAACAAGGCCACCCCGAAGAUGUCUGUGGGCACCAGUCUUUUUGACCAGAUCAUGUUCUAUGUGGCCAUCAGGCGCAGGCCCACCCUCUACGUCAUAAACCUCCUGGUGCCCAGUAGCUUUCUAGUCGCCAUUGAUGCCCUCAGCUUCUACCUGCCGGCAGAAAGCGAGAACCGUGCCCCAUUCAAGAUGACACUCCUGUUGGGCUACAAUGUAUUCCUGCUCAAUAUCAGUGACUUACUUCCUGCCACUGGCACCUCCCUCAUUAGUGUCUACUUUGCCCUGUGUCUGUCCCUGAUGGUGCUCAGCCUGCUGGAGACCAUCUUUAUCACCUACCUGCUGCACCUGGCCACCACCCAGCCCCCACCCAUGCCUUGCUGGCUCCACUCCCUGCUUCUACGCCACGCCAGUCCAAGGACAUGUUACCCUGCUGUGCCCCACAAAGAAAACACAAGCCUGGGCCUUAUAUCCACCCACCUGUCUGGACUGAAGGAACCAGGAAAACUGGGAGGGAAGGAGUUGGGACCCAAAGAGGCAGAACUGAAUGGGGGCUCAGGAUUGACAAGAGCCCAGCUCGCUGACCUGUGGGUGCAAUUCGGCCACAUGAUGGACAACCUGCUCUUCCGCAUCUACCUGCUCUUCUUGGCCACCUCUGUCACCACGGUCCUUGUCCUCUGGAACACCUAGGAGUAGAGUUCUUGUGGUGCAAGAACACCCAGUGUUCAGGUUUCCUUGGCUUCCACUAACCAUCCCAGACCCUGUUCCUCUGCUCCAGUUCACAUACAACAGUCCCCAAAACAUGCCCAUGAUCCCUGCUCCAACCUUCCCUGGGCUUAAACAGAACCACUGUUGAUGCUCUCAGAAAUGACAUUAUAUUUCCAAAACACAAUUCAGAAUAUACAUGUUUAUGCUAGAAAUAUAAUUUUUAUUGGAAAAGAAAGGCUUUAUAGUAAAGACUACAAAUAUUUACCAAAAAAUAAUUCAUGUUGCUGGAGUAGAG
Capra hircus (goat) is the source of this 1657-nucleotide messenger RNA. RefSeq names its product 5-hydroxytryptamine receptor 3C. Gene Ontology annotation, cellular component: membrane; synapse; neuron projection. The coding region runs from base 1 to 1344 and encodes 447 amino acids. The transcript has 9 exons. NCBI's taxonomy places the organism in Eukaryota, Metazoa, Chordata, Mammalia, Artiodactyla, Bovidae. The record is from RefSeq and is a predicted model, not a curated record. Gene Ontology annotation, biological process: regulation of membrane potential; nervous system process; monoatomic ion transmembrane transport. Gene Ontology annotation, molecular function: extracellular ligand-gated monoatomic ion channel activity; neurotransmitter receptor activity; transmembrane signaling receptor activity.